This is a messenger RNA of Eremothecium sinecaudum, 786 nucleotides long. RefSeq names its product 40S ribosomal protein eS4 (gene RPS4B). The record is from RefSeq and is a predicted model, not a curated record. NCBI's taxonomy places the organism in Eukaryota, Fungi, Ascomycota, Saccharomycetes, Saccharomycetales, Saccharomycetaceae. Gene Ontology annotation, cellular component: cytosolic small ribosomal subunit; ribosome. The transcript is spliced from 2 exons. The coding region runs from base 1 to 786 and encodes 261 amino acids. Gene Ontology annotation, biological process: translation. Gene Ontology annotation, molecular function: structural constituent of ribosome; RNA binding.
AUGGCUAGAGGACCAAAGAAGCACCUAAAGAGAUUGGCAGCUCCACACCAUUGGUUGUUGGACAAAUUGUCUGGUUGUUACGCUCCAAGACCAUCUGCUGGUCCACACAAAUUACGUGAAUCCUUGCCAUUGAUCGUUUUCUUGAGAAAUAGAUUAAAGUAUGCUUUGAACGGUCGUGAAGUUAAGGCUAUCUUAAUGCAACGUCACGUCAAGGUUGAUGGUAAGGUCAGAACUGACUCCACCUAUCCAUCUGGUUUCAUGGACGUCAUUACCUUGGAAGCCACUAACGAAAACUUCAGAUUGGUCUACGAUGUUAAGGGUAGAUUUGCUGUCCACCGUAUCACUGAUGAAGAAGCCUCCUACAAAUUGUGUAAGGUCAAGAAGGUCCAACUAGGUAAGAAGGGUGUUCCAUACGUCGUCACCCAUGACGGUAGAACCAUCAGAUACCCAGACCCAAACAUCAAGGUUAACGACACUGUUAAGAUUGAAUUGUCUACUGGUAAGAUCACUGAUUUCAUCAAGUUUGACACCGGUAAGUUGGUUUACGUUACUGGUGGUCGUAACUUGGGUCGUAUUGGUGUUAUCACCCACAGAGAAAGACAUGAAGGUGGUUUCGACUUGGUUCACAUCAAGGACUCUUUGGAAAACACCUUCGUUACCAGAUUGAACAAUGUCUUCGUUAUCGGUGAGCAAAACAGACCAUGGAUCUCUUUGCCAAAGGGUAAGGGUAUUAAGUUGUCCAUUGCCGAGGAGCGUGACCGUAGAAGAGCUCAAUAUGGUUUGUAA